Molecule: messenger RNA, 1434 nt
Organism: Penaeus chinensis
Lineage: Eukaryota; Metazoa; Arthropoda; Malacostraca; Decapoda; Penaeidae
Product: trypsin-like
Exons: 8
Coding region: 118-1155 (345 amino acids)
Biological process (GO): proteolysis
Molecular function (GO): serine-type endopeptidase activity
Source: RefSeq, a predicted model, not a curated record
CGAUAUAGCCAGGCCAGCAACGCCCUUCGCCGCAGUCACUGUAGGACGCCCUCUUGGAUAGCACCGUCGUCUCCGCCGUCGCCACCUUCGCCUGGCCGUUUCAACACUUCGAAGAACAUGAAUCCUUACGGGCCUUUGCUGAGUCCUCUGGCGCCUCAGCAAACCAUCCAGAACCCGCUCCUGCUGCCGAGCUUCCUGGUGUCCAUCAGGCCGACUCGAACUGGAAAUUCUCCUGUAAUGCUCACGGAAAACCUGCGCGCGUCGGUGGAAGCCAACCGAGAGGCCAUUAGCGAGCUGAAAAGCAUCGUCACGAAGCUGUUGGACUGCCAUUCAGGUGACUUUAAAAGAUCAAAAGGUUGCAAUCUCGGAAACGACCAUGACGAUGACCUGUACGCAUUUCGGGCUCCUCCUGUAGAAAUUGUUGCUCCUCCACCUGGACCUCCCGGAUCAAUGCAUCUCGCCGCCGCCCCUGGAGAAUUCCCAUGGUUAGUAAGCCUGCAGGUCACAAACUUUGAAAAAGUUUUCGUGCAUCUCUGUGGCGGGACCCUCAUUGCUCCAGCCUGGGUGCUUACCGCUGCACAUUGUCUAGACAGCGAGAGAGUUCAGGAACUUGUGGUGGUGUUGGGAGAGCACGAUAUGGACAAGGAAGAAGGCACCGAGCAGAAGGUCACUGUUAAGGACGUCAUUAAACAUCCAAAUUACACCCAUUGGAACCGACCUAUGGACAAUGACAUCGCCCUGAUACACCUGUCGGAGGCGGUGAAGCUGCGGGAGGGCGUGUCCGUCGCUGAGCUCCCUUCCUCCAUCUUCGAAAUCUCGACCGGUCUCUGUCGCGAAGGAGGCUGGGGCGCUACCGACGAGGGCACCCCAGGCAGUAAUGUGGUCAAAAUCAGCGAAGUUCCCUUGCUGGAGAAGGAGCAGUGCAAGGGAGCCUACAACGCCAGCUUGGGGGAGAACGUGAUCUGUGCUGGGAAGAAGGGCAUCGGGGCAUGUGUGGGCGAUAACGGAGGACCCCUGAUGUGCCAUACUCCAGAGGGAGAGGUGAUAUCAGGAAUCAUGUCUUGGCGUGAGGGUUGUGCACUGCCCGGAAAGCCUGCAGUUUACAUGGACGUUUCCAAAUACAUCCCAUGGAUCAACAGCGUCAUGAGAGCAUAGUUUUAUUACAAGGACAGUAGAGUUAAGCAUAUUUUGUAGUCAUUUUUUUAAUGAUUAUUUUAGUUUUGGUAUUAUACAAACACCCUUAAUCCUUUUUUCAGUAAUUAUUUAUUGUUUUGGCUUCAUGAAAAUAGAAAUGCAGGAAAUUUUGUCAAUCAACUUUCAGAUUAAAGUACAGUACUGUAAAAUAAAUCCUCAAAAAUAGAUAUUACCCACUAAGCUCAUCACUGCCUCCCAGUAUAAAGUUGUUGAUGUUUGAAAUAAACUGAACGAAAUUAA